UUUAGAUAAAAGCUAACCUAAAAAAUUAAUUAUUUUUAUUCAAAUUAAUUUAUUAAUUAUGCAAUUUGAGACUUUCAUGCAAUCAGUAUGAAAACAUUUUAGAUGCUUGUUGUUUAUAAUGUUGCCAUGGUAAAUCAAAAUGCUUAGAGAAGUAACAGCUCACUGCACAAAAAGAACAAAAAUAAAAGAAAAAAAAGGGAAAAAAGGAGAAAAAAAGGUAAAGGGGGAGGAAAGGGAAGUAACUACUACUACCCGAUCACAUGACUACUUUAUGACAUCACUGCAUCAUCACAUCCUCUUAGGUUCCGCAGACACAGCUCAACUCAUUAGUGACCAGCCACUGGUGAGACACGCAUCAUUCUCGAUCUUCUCUCCGACACGCAAGAAUCUCUUUGUGCAACGCAAGAAUUUAUUCUGAGACUGAGACAUUCAACAAAAGUCUGAAAUAAUGCUUCAUCAACAGCGAAUGACUCCAUCUGGGACAGUCCAGCAGAAAAAUUCUGGCUGUAAUCAACAAAAAAACAUAUCUUUUCUCAAGAUGAAGAUAAAAGAUUUGGAAUCUCAGUUGUCAAUCAUGGAUGAAUUGUUCAGCGCUGAGAAGGAAAGAAGAAAAGCGGCGGAAAAAGAAAGCAAGUCCUUCAAAACUGAAAUUAAUCGCCUAGAACAAGAUCUGGAUUUCUACCAAAGUACAACAGAAACCCAGGAAAAAUCCAUCCAGACGUUGAAGGAACAGCUUGAAGAAAAAGACGUUUUGUUUGCAGAUCUGCAAAAACGUUUUAGCCAGGAAUCAGAGAACAGACUCCUGUUAGAACAGGAGAGAAGGCAGAACGAAGAGUCGGCCAACAAAUUAAAGACGGAAAUUGAUCAGCUGAAACAAGGACGGGAUCAUUACCAGCUUACAGCUGAAACCUGUCAAAAAGCUAUCAAGGAUUUACAAAUCCAGCUUCAAGAGAAGGACACUUUGUGUGAAACUCUGCUAAACCAAUUACAAGAGCAGCAGAACCAAGCCACCGUCCACAAAGAGAAGUUGGCAGGUGUCACACAUCAGCUGGAGAGAAAAUCCCUUCUCUGUGAGGAUCUAACAUCUAAAUUUGACAAGGAACAGCAGCUGAGACAUGACUGUGAAGCAGAACUAGACAAAACCAGAGUUCUGAUCACCGAGAAUUCAGAUCUGAAGCAGGAGAUCCAGGAUUUGACAGACAGGAACUCUGAACUCAGAGAUUUGAUGGAAAAAAGCAACUCUGAGAAAGUCAGUUCAGAAAUGACUUUUAUUCGAGAUCUGCAAAAACUAGAAGAGCAGCUUGGGAAAGAGACGGAGAUUAGACAGAGUUUAGAGUCCGAGCUGGUCCAAAGUAAGGAGACAGCCAGACUAAACGAAGAACUCGUCUCCAAGCUGAGAACAAUGCAGGAAACCGAGACAAACCUCCAAUCCAUAAUUGUUAACCUUCAGCUGGAUCAGAUACAGGCUAAGGAGAAACAUGAAACAGAUUUAGAAAUCCUCAACCAGCAACUUCAUCGUCUAAGCUGUGAGUUUCAACCCUGUCCUGAGACGUCUGUGGGGACCGAUCUGAUGUUGGGACUGGAACAAGAUUCAGAAAAUCCCGACUACAGCUGUCAGACGGAAACAGAAGUUUGUUCUCCUACUGAAAUCUGCGCAGAAACGCCAGAAGCCAUCAGGUGUCUCCACACAGAUGACACGUCACUCGAUGACGACCUCAGCUACCUAGAAGACGCUCCACAAACUGUCACACGCCUGGAGAAAAUUUCUAUGUGGAGGCGUUUUAAGAAGUUUAUGACUCCAACGUGUUUACGAAAACACAAAAACAAGUCAUAAAUAAGACAUGGGACAUAUUAGCUUUAGCAUAUUUAAGGGACCUGACUACAGGCACAAACGUUACAUCAAAACGACCGGCUCA
Molecule: messenger RNA, 1916 nt
Organism: Nothobranchius furzeri (turquoise killifish)
Lineage: Eukaryota; Metazoa; Chordata; Actinopteri; Cyprinodontiformes; Nothobranchiidae
Source: RefSeq, a predicted model, not a curated record